GGGGGAAAAAUCCCUAGAAUUUUCAGUCUGCUUCUUUUCUGUGCAAGUUUUCCUUCUCCACCCAACAACAACCCACCCCAUCCCUACAACUUCUUGGCCCAACAACCGACCUUUCUCCGUUCAAGAUCUGCUUCUUCUCCUUGUUCUACCUCAGUUCACUCUGCAAAUGAACCCUAGAUUUCCUUCUCCGCCUCAACAAUAAUGCAUUCAUUUCCUAAACACUUCUCCUGGCGAACUCGACCCUCCAGAUUAAUGGUCUUGAUUAUCUCCUGCUUGCUCCUCUAUGCACUCUCCGCCUUUAUCUUCACCCUCACUGAAUUCUUCAAUCUCAGUCAAAGAGCCUACCGUUGUCGCACCGUCGAUCCAAGAUUUGUCAAAGUUGUUUGGGAUCAGAAGAGUAAUUCUGGUAAUGCAAAAAAUGGUAAUGAUGGGGAAAAUGGUUUGGGAAAUGGUAAUGGAUUGAAGAGGCACAAGGUGAUGGCUUUUGUUGGGAUACAGACUGGGUUUGGAUCCAUAAUGACCAGCCUCUGUUUGUGCGAGAUCUUCUUAUUCUCCGCUCAACGACUGGUCGUGCAAGAUCUUAAGUCCAGUUGGCAUGCCACAUAUUGAGGGGUGUAACGAAUUAUAGCGGGCAUCAUGUUAGACUUAACGGAUGGGUAGGAUUUCAUCAAAUUGGGUCCUUAUUUGAGAGUUUGCAUGAGUUUGAGACCUUGAUUACGCAUAAUAAACGUUGAGGACCUUAAUUGAGAAUUUGGUAAAUGUUGGGGUCCUUUCCAAUACUUAAGCUUUUAUUAAAGAUAUUUUUGUUUU
This is a messenger RNA of Rubroshorea leprosula, 810 nucleotides long. Lineage: Eukaryota; Viridiplantae; Streptophyta; Magnoliopsida; Malvales; Dipterocarpaceae. The record is from the annotation of a GenBank genome assembly.